Messenger RNA from Amyelois transitella, 3013 nucleotides. Its product is annotated as DNA helicase MCM9. Gene Ontology annotation, cellular component: nucleus; MCM complex. Bases 99 to 2963 code for a protein of 954 amino acids. Gene Ontology annotation, molecular function: single-stranded DNA binding; single-stranded DNA helicase activity; ATP binding. Lineage: Eukaryota; Metazoa; Arthropoda; Insecta; Lepidoptera; Pyralidae. The transcript is spliced from 12 exons. Gene Ontology annotation, biological process: double-strand break repair via homologous recombination. The record is from RefSeq and is a predicted model, not a curated record.
UUCGCGGUGGAUGGGUGGAUGGUGGUCUGUUUUGUUUUGUUUUACCCAUAGCCGACCGAAAUCGAAUAGUUAUUUGUUCGGUAAAAAAACUUGUAAAAAUGAUCUUACAAUAUUUAUUGAAGUUUCAUUUAGAAGACUGUUUCAAUAUACUUUCAGAAAGAGACAGUCUAGGUUACUACUGCAUAAACAUUGAUUUUUUGAAAUUGUUUGAAACUUACCCUGAUGUUGGUGAUAAAGUUUUGUGUAGUCCUAUUGAUAGUUUACCAAAUUGCAAUGAAGCUAUAAUUAAAGCUCAACAAAAUAUCUUAGAACAGGAAGAGUAUCAGAGUGCAUUAUGCGAAAUGGAUUAUAAAUACCUAAAAAGAAAUGUACAUGCUCGAUUCUUUGGUCUACCAGUGUGUCCUGAACUUCAUAGAACUUUAUUUCCCAAAAAUAUAGACUUAGGAUGCUUCCUUAAAGUAACAGGUACAGUAGUAAGAGUAACACAGUCUAAAAUGCUAGAAUAUCAGAGGAAGUAUGUUUGCAUGAAGUGUAGAUUUGAGAAUGAGAUCAAAGCAGACUUUGAACAUAGGUACAUAUUGAGAGCUCCGUCUAAAUGUGGCAAUACUGAGGUGAGAUGCAAAAGCACAACCUUCAAUCAAGUGCAAAUGGUUUCAAGGGAAUAUUGUAAGGAUUACCAGGAGAUAAAAAUACAGGAACAAGUAAACAAAUUGAGCAUCGGUACUAUACCUGGGUCAAUGUGGGUAGUUCUUGAAAAUGACCUUGUAGAUUGCUGUAAACCUGGAGAUGAUGUAAACAUUUGCGGCACAGUUCGCCGUCGUUGGCGCCCUACAGCACAGAACAAGAAGGCGGAAGUGGAACUAGUUUUACAAGCAAACUUUGUAGAAGUGUGCAACUCUCAGAAAUCGGACGUCGUUACCGCUGCCCCCGAUGUGAAGGAAUGUUUCAACGAAUUCUGGGCUCAGUUUCAUGCCUGCCCUUUGAAGGGAAGAGACCAGAUUUUAUGCUCAGUUUGUCCACAAGUGUAUGGAUUGCAUUUGGUGAAGUUAGCAGUACUUCUGACUGUUAUAACUGGAUCAAACCACAUCGUUGAGAGCGAGGUGGAGAAGAAAUAUAGUGACGACAAACAUACAACGAGAGUCAGGGGGCAGUGUCAUUUGUUGUUAGUUGGAGAUCCUGGCACGGGUAAAUCUCAACUACUUCGUGCGGGCGCGGAGUUGACGUCUCGCUCGGUGUUCACUUCAGGCGCUGGUAGCACGAGGGCAGGGCUGACUUGUGCGGCGCUCAGGGAAGAUGGUGAAUGGCAGUUAGAAGCCGGUGCGUUAGUUCUAUCCGAUGGCGGCGUUUGUUGUAUCGACGAGAUCUCUCAGCUGCGGGAACACGACCGCACUGCCAUACACGAGGCCAUGGAGCAACAGACUAUAUCCAUUGCUAAGGCUGGCAUAGUAUGCAAAUUGAACACUCGCUGUGCCAUCAUAGCUGCUUGCAAUCCUAAAGGCCGCUACGAGAUUGACCAGCCGCUCAGUGUGAACGUGUCGCUUGGAACUCCACUGCUAAGUAGAUUUGAUUUAAUUUUUAUAUUGCUGGACUCCAAAAACAAAACUUGGGAUAAACUUGUGUCGUCUUACAUUUUAUUUGGAGGCGCAAAUGCAGGAGACUCGAAGAAACGGUGGAGUCUAGAAAAAUUGCAGAUGUACAUUAGUUUGGUCGGGCCAAGAUCUGUGGAGAUGACCAAAUCAGCAAACAUCAUACUUCAAUCGUAUUACAUGAUGCAACGGAAGUCUGAAUACAGGGAUCCUUCUAGAACAACUGUGAGAAUGUUGGACAGUCUUGUGAGGCUAUCACACGCCCAUUGUCGACUGAUGUAUCGGACCACUAUACUACCAAUGGACGCCAUUAUGGCAGUGUCUCUUGUUGAUCUGUCAAUGCAAGAUUGCACCUUAGAUGACACAGUUGAUGCCCUGCAUUCAACAUUUGAAAAGUACCCGGAUAUGGAAUAUCUAUCUAGAGCCAAGAAUCUCCUAACCAAAUUAAACUUGUACGAAAUAUGGAAAGAUGAAUUAUUGUACUACGCCAAGUUAUUACAAGUAGAUCACAAAACUCUAGAAACUUGUGUCGAUACAGGAAAUAAUAAGUUAUUUGCGAAAUAUGAUGACGUAGCAGAUGAGAACAUUCCACUUUCUUCAUCAAUAGUUACUAGUUCAUAUUUUAAGGUGAAUAAAAGAAUAGAGGAAAAUAGUGAUAUAUUUGUAGAGAAAGAGAAUGAAGACUCAAGAAACCGUUUUAAAGAUAAACAAGUGAAUGAAAGACUUGCUGUAACAUUGAAAAAACAUGCAGCGAUGAACAAAAGCGAAAAGAAACCGCCGAUUGUGCAAAAGAAAACACGCAAACGAAAAGAAGUAACAGUAAAUGUUAAUUCAAUAAAAAAUAAAAACUCUAAAAAAGCUAAAAGAAAAGUCAAUGCUGAAGCAGAUGUUAUGGAAAGUGAUGAUGACUUUGAUGAUACAAAUGCUAUUUUAAAUGCUGUUCCCAGUGUUAAUGAUGUUUUCAAGAAUUUGGGAAUAGAUUUUAAUAUUGACAAUGAUGAGGAUGAUACACAAAAUCAUGAUUAUGAAGAAAAAUCAAGUGAAGAUAUACAUUACAACAAACCCAAAGAGAUGGAUAGAGAAAUCAAUUCAAAUGAAUCCAUCAAUAUAAAACUACAAUCGAAAGAGGUAUUAAAUAAAAAACAAAUCAGAAAUACAUCAAGUACAAUAAGUAAACUAAAACAAUUUGAGUUUGUAGAAAAAGAUUUGAGUAUAUAUGAAGAAAAAGCGGAAGUCUCUAGUAAUAAAGUUGUAGUUAAACUAGAAAAAAGUGAAGAAAGUACUUCAAGUGAUUCCACAAAACAAAAGCCAUCAGUAUCAAGUUCUCAAAUAUCCAUGUUUGAAAGUUCUGACUGUGAUAUAGAUAUUGAUCUUUAAUAUAUUUAUUGUGAUUAUUAAUCAUGGAGUUAAUAAAACUAUGUUAUUUA